Messenger RNA from Clunio marinus, 543 nucleotides. The record is from the annotation of a GenBank genome assembly. Lineage: Eukaryota; Metazoa; Arthropoda; Insecta; Diptera; Chironomidae.
AUGGAACUCUUCACAAUAGUUUUGAAGUUUAUUUUCUUGUUGAUUCUAUUUAAAUUCAUUUCAUCACAAGAAGAACAAGAAACUUAUAUUCGAGGGUAUCAUUGCAAGUUUUCAGAUGAUUUUGUUUUUCCAAAUUAUUCCUGUUACGCAAAAUCAUGCAACCGAUCAUUCACUACUGAAAACUUGUUCUUCACAUUGAAGAAGCCACACUACAAAAUUUUUGUAAAUGGCAGUCUCAUGUAUAAAUACGGAACUAUUUAUAGAGAAGUUUUGCAUUUCGAGAAUAUCGAAAUAUGUAAAGUGAUAGAGGAAGGAACAAGCAAUAUGUUGUUUUUAAACAUGACUAAUGUUAGUACCAAGAAGAAGACUCCUGCUUCAAGAGUAUUUCCUAGUGGGGAUUAUAAAACUGUUUUAAGCUUCAGUAAUGAAAGAAAAAAGUGGAUCGCCACUUCAGUUUCAACAUCCAGAGUGACUUCACCUUUAAAAGAUUCAUUUGGGUUGCAACUUGCAAGUAGAAAUUUUAUCUGCAUUUUAAUUAGGUAA